Molecule: messenger RNA, 2704 nt
Organism: Oncorhynchus gorbuscha (pink salmon)
Lineage: Eukaryota; Metazoa; Chordata; Actinopteri; Salmoniformes; Salmonidae
Exons: 2
Coding region: 958-2001 (347 amino acids)
Source: RefSeq, a predicted model, not a curated record
CAGAGAGAUCCAAGCUUGUAGCGUCACACCCAAGAAGACUCGAUGCUGUAAUCGCUGCCAAAGGCUACGGCAGGUCGCCAGUUGUGCUUACUGAAGGUUUUACUCAAUCCAACAUCCACAGAGGCCAUGUCCACAGAAUCAUAGAUGUGAAGGCCUGAAUAAUGACCAGCCACAGCUAAAACACGGCGGAGUGUGUACAAUGCUAGACUCGGCAUUUACACAGAUUUAGCGAAUUAGCAGUAAUUUACUUAAUAGUUCUUAGUUUAUUCACUCAGUACAGCCUGACGUACACUCUAUAUAGCCAACAAGAACUCCUGGAUAUUGGAACACAAUGCACAAAGAGAGUUUUUGAGAACUUACAACUUUCACUGGACAUCACAAAGACGCCCGGGAGACUGAAACAUCGCUGAGAGGAAGUACCCGGAGACGGCGUUGAGAUAAAUAUAAACAAAUGUGAGGGAAGCGGGGUGUCCUCCGGGCUAGGCAAAAGCUAACCCCACAAAUCAUCCCACAAAAAAGGAUUAUGGAUUGCAGCGUCAUGAUUUUCACGGAAACGUGGCUAAACAACCGCAUACCCGACAACGCUAUUGGGCUAUAGGGGAGCGACGUCUUCGGGGCUGAUCAUACGGCAGAGGACUCUGGUAAGACCAGAGGAGAUGGUCUGAAUUUAUGUAAACAAAGCAUGGUGUACAGAGAGUAACAUAACGAGGAGUCACUUCUCAACCAAUCUGGAGCACCUGAUGAUUAGGUGCAGGCCGUUGUACUUGCCUCGGGUGCUUACGUCCAUUGUUGUUACUGCAGCCUAUAUACCUCCAGAUGCUAAUGCUAAACUAGCAAUGAAAGAACUGCCCGUUGAUAUUAGCAAACAGCAAACUGCACAUCCUGAUGGUGCUUUUAUUGUUGCAGGGGAUUUUAACCACUUAAAUCUGAAAACUGUUUUUCCCAAAUUCCACCAAAAUGUCUCCUGCCCCACUAGAGGAGACAAUUCCCCUCCCCCACACGGGACAGCCUGAUCACCUUUCACUAUUCCUACUCCCCAAGCAUUUAUCCCUUAUUAAAUUUGUGAAACCAUCAGUGAGGACAGUCAAAGUAUGGCCAGAAGGGUCAGGCUCAUUGCUACAGCACCAGUUCCAACACACAGACUGGAGGUUGUUUGCCACUCAGGCCACCUUUGACUCCCAUACGGACAUUGAAACAUAUGCUUCUUCCGUUCUGGAUUACAUCAACAAUGUCACCACCCAUAAACUAAUAAAGACCUUAACCAACCAGAAGCCUUGGAUGAACAGGGAGGUCCGACUACAGCUAAAGGCAAGCGAAGCUGCUUUCAGAUCCGGUGAUGCGGAAGCCUACAGCUCAUCCAGGGCCAACCUGAAAAAGGGCAUCAAGAAGGCUAAACAUGACCACAAAUUGCGGAUUGAGGAGCACUUCAACAACAACUCCGACCCUCUAUGUAUGUGGCAGGUCAUCCAAGCCAUCACAGAUUACCGUCCAAAAAACCUUACCCCCACAGCCAGCAACAUCUCCAUCACAGACAAGUUAAACAGGUUCUAUGCUCGCUUCGACAGGGACAACAAAGAUCCAGCCAUCAAAGCUGAGCUCCCCCAGACGAGCUGCCCCACAUUCAUCGCAGAUGUGUUGUCUGCACUGAGCAGGGUGGUUGUUCCCACAUACUUUACGACUGCAACCAUUGUGCCAGUGCCAAAGCAGUCAGCCGCAGCAAGCCUGAAUGACUUUCGACCUGUUGCACUCACCCCUACGAUCAGACUGGUUUUGGCAUACCUUAAGUCGUGCCUCCCUCCAACACUGGAUCCCCACAGGUCUACGGAGGACGCCAUCGCCACAGCUUUACACUUUGUCCUGACCCACCUGGACAAAACCAACAACUAUGUGAGAAUGCUGUACAUAGACUUCAGCUCAGCCUUCAAUAUGGUCGUUCCCUCUAGGCUGGUCACCAAUCUUCAUGACCUAGGGAUCAGCCCCUCUCUCUGUAACUGGACUUAGGACUUCCUAACCAAUAGACCCCAGUCUGUCAGGUUAGACAACUUCACCUCCUCAACCUUGAACAUGAACACUGGUGUGCCACAGGGCUGCAUGCUGAGCCCCCUCCUGUACUCCCUCUUCACCUUUGACUGCAUUCCUGUACACGGUUCCAACAUCAUCGUCAAGUUCGCAGACUACACCAUGGUGGUAGGUCUGAUCGGUGAGAAUGAUGAGUCAGCCUACAGGGAGGAGGUCAGGACCCUUCACAUCCAUGCCACAAACUGUUUGCUCUCCUACCAUCGGGCAGGCGGUACAGGUCUCUAUGUUCCCGCACUAGCAGGCUCAAGAACAGUUUCUUUCCAGCUACUGUAACCCUGCUGCCCACCGCUUAGUACUGCCUCUCAGGGACCUUGUUUCAUCACUCUCUUUGCACUGUUCACGGUACUACUGGACUCUGAUGUUGGACAUAAUUCUGAUUAAGGACAUAAUUCAGUUGUACAUGUACAUGUCUACCUCGGUAAUCUCAUUGCUACUAUCCCUGUAUUUCAGGAAUAGGAGUUGCCCUUUCAAUUUGCCUUCAUUACACAUUUAGACUUGCCAUUUGUACUUGUCAUUUGCCUUCAUUGUACAUUUAGACUUGCCAUUUGUACUUGUCAUUUGCCUUCAUUGCACAUUUAGACUUGCCAUUUGUACUUGUCAUUUGCCUUCAUUGCACAUUUAUACA